AUGGGUGCUUGCUGUUCAGUAGCUGAAGACGCUCCAAUUCCUGGUCUAGACUCUAAGCCGAUUGCUGAACAAGCUAAAAAACUAGACGAACCAGCAAUUUCCAACGUUGCUGUCACAUCCCCCGAUGUCGAGGCUGAAAAGGUGGUGGAACCCGCACUUCAAGAACCAAUUGUGCAGCAAGCGACCACUUUACAAGAUUCCCCAACAAAAGAUUUCGAACAUACAACCCAUGUUGUGAACCAACAUCAUAUUGUUGACCAACAUCAUAUCCUCGCUGACGACAAACCCGCUCCAAAUCCAUUCGCUUCAAUCGCAGAUGAUCCUGAAGAAGAAACUGCUGCUCCCGUUGAGGAGGCGGCUGCCCCAGUAGAAGAAUCUGCUGCUCCAAUAGAGGCUGCUGCUCCUGAAGUGGAGGAAAAGGCUGUUGACGAAGCUGCUCCCGUAGAAGCCACAGUCGAAGAGCCAGUAGCUGCUCCAGGCGAGGAAGUCGCUGCUCCAGUUGAAGAAGCAGCCGCCCCCCCAGUAGUCGAAGAGAAGGCUGUUGAAAAAGAAGCUCCUACUGCUGAACAUGGUUUGAGCACUGGCGCCAUCGCUGGUAUUGCUGGCGCUGUUGGUAUUGGAAGUGUAGCUGCAGCUGGUGCUGGAAUCGCUAGCGUUUUGAGUCAUCACGAAUCGGCCACUGCGGAACCUACCCCUGCUGCUGAAACUGCUCCAGUUGAACCUUUUGUCGAAGAAAAAACUAUCGAAAAAACCGCCGCCGUGGAGGAGGUAGCUGCUCCAAUCGAACCAGCUGUCGAGGCUGAGGAAGUGGCUACUCCAGUCGAACCAGUUGGCGAGGCUGAAGAAGCAGUUGCUCCAGUUGAACCAGUUGUCGAGUCAGGAGUCAUCGAACAAGCCGCUCCCGUUGAGGAAGUUGCCAAGGUUGAAGAGACAGUUGUCACGUCCGAGUCUGUUGUUGAGCCUACCACCAGUACCACAACGUUGGCGUCAGAUUACCGACCUGCAGUUCAAGAGGCAUCUGACCGAGAUCAUUCUCUUGCAACGCUCUCAACCGGUGGCUUUACAUGGGGUGCAGCUGAACCCACUGCAUCAACAGCCCCACUUUCAGCUAUUACCUUCAUCCCAACGGAUGUCCCUGUGAAGGCCAGCGAAGAACCUGCAGUCGUGGAAGACAAACCAGCUUUCGUACAAAGAUCUCUCACAGACAUGAUGGAGGAGCAAAAUGCACAGCCUCAUGGUGUUGACGCAGAAAUCUUGGCUAAUGAUUAUCGUCCCGCCUCACCAACUGUUGACAAUGCUGAGACUUUCCGUUCCUUGGCGUCUGGAACUUUCAGUUGGGGAGCGUCGGCGCCAAUAGCUACAGUUGCCGCUGUAGGUGCCGGUGUGGUUGGUGUCGCAGGUGUUGCUGCGGUAGCUGCUGAGGCCGAAUCUGCUCCCGCUGCAGAAGCCGAAAAAGAAAUCACAGAACCCGCUUCUGAAGCAGCUGAACUUACGUCAGAACCAGCUGCUGUCGCUGCUGAACCAGUUGCAGAAGAGCCCGCGGUGGAUGUCCACGAUUAUAGAUCACCCACAGAUGACCAAGCUGAGCAUCAACACGAAGAUACUCUUCAUGCCAUAGAACGUGGCUCAUUUGAUUGGGGUGCUUCAGCACCUCACGCUACGGUCGCAGCUGUUGCAGUGCCUGCUGUUGUUGACGAGCCAUCGAAAGAGGUUGCCCCUGUAGCACCGGAAAGUCCCAAGAUCAUAUUUGUUCUGGGAGGACCAGGAGCAGGCAAAGUUCGUACAAUUACAAAUUUUCUACUUCAUUUAUCCACGGGUGAUUUGCUACGAGAUGAAGUCAAGGAACGACCCACGUCAGAGCUUGCUACACAAAUUACCGAAUGUUUCACAUCAGGAUCUCUAGUUCCAAUGUCUGUAGUUAUGGGCUUGCUGGAAGCCAAAAUCAAGUCGAUUGCUGGAUCUUCUGAGUACAAGGGUGUUCUCGUCGAUGGUUAUCCAAGAGAAGUACAACAGGCAACAGAGUUUGAAAAAGUGAUUUCUCCUCCUACCUUGGUUCUCAGUCUUCACUUGGAUAAUGCUACCAUGACAUCAAGGCUACUUGAAAGGGGCAAAACAUCAGGACGAGCCGAUGACAAUGAAGCUACCAUCUCCAAGAGGCUCGCUACGUUUGAAAAAGAAACGGUACCAGUAGUUGAAUUUUAUGAAAGCAAAAAGGACGUCAUUCCAUUCGUUACAAUCGACGCAUCGCAGUCGAUUGCGUCGGUUUACAAGGAGGCUUCGGAAGUCGUCCACAGAAUUAUUGAGGGAUACACGGUUUAG
Molecule: messenger RNA, 2319 nt
Organism: Synchytrium microbalum
Lineage: Eukaryota; Fungi; Chytridiomycota; Chytridiomycetes; Synchytriales; Synchytriaceae
Product: adenylate kinase
Exons: 16
Coding region: 1-2319 (772 amino acids)
Biological process (GO): nucleoside triphosphate biosynthetic process
Cellular component (GO): cytoplasm; cytosol
Molecular function (GO): ATP binding; AMP kinase activity
Source: RefSeq, a predicted model, not a curated record